GUGGGAUUCGCGGGCGGCUCAGGGGCCGGAGGAGCGGGUGAGCCCGGGAUGAGCUGAGCGGAGCGGAGCGGAGCCCAGCGCCGGGAUGGAGGAGGCGACGGACGCCUACACCUACGGCUUCGACAACGAUACGGACUGCGAGUACGCGGAGUGGGGCCCCUCGCUGGCCCUGCUUCCCACCAUCUACCUGCUGGUCUUCCUGCUGGGCACCACCGGCAACGGGCUGGUCCUCUGGACCGUCUUCAAGGGCGGCCGCGACCGCCGGCGCUCGGCCGACACCUUCAUCGCCAACCUGGCCGUGGCCGACCUCACCUUCGUGGUCACCCUGCCCCUCUGGGCCGCCUACGCCUGGCUGGGCUACCACUGGCCCUUCGGCACGGCCGCCUGCAAGGUCAGCAGCUACCUGGUGUUCGUCAACAUGUACGCCAGCGUCUUCUGCCUGACCGGCCUCAGCUUCGACCGCUACCUGGCCAUCGUCCGGCCGCUGGCCACCGCCAAGCUGCGCUCGCGGGUCAGCGGGCUGCUGGCCACCGUGGCCCUGUGGCUGCUGGCGGCCCUGCUGGCCCUGCCCGCCCUGGUGCUGCGGCGGGCGGCCGCCCUCGGCGGGGACACCAAGAUCACCUGCUACAUGGACUACGGGGAGCUGGCGGCGCAGGGCACAGAGAGCGCCUGGGAGGUGGGGCUGGGGCUCUCCUCCACCGCGCUGGGCUUCGUGGCGCCCUUCGCCGUGAUGCUGACCUGCUACUUCUUCAUCGCCCGCACCGUGGCCACUCACUUCCGCCGGGAGCGGGCCGAGGGGCCCCGCAAGCGCAAGCGCCUCCUCACCAUCAUCACGGUGCUGGUGGCCGCCUUCGGGGGCUGCUGGCUGCCCUUCCACCUGGUCAAGACCCUCUACGUGCUGAUGGACCUGGAGGUGCUGCCCUGGUCCUGCGCCCUCCACACCUUCCUCAACAACCUCCAUCCCUACUGCACCGGCAUCGCCUACAUCAACAGCUGCCUCAACCCCUUCCUCUACGCCUUCUUCGACCCCCGCUUCCGACACGCCUGCGCCGCCCUGCUGUGCUGCCGGACCCCCGGCCCCGAUGCGGGAUCAUUACUGGGUUCCUUGGGAUGCUUCCCGUCGGAGGAGCUGCCUCCGCCUUCCUGCCGGCCCCCACCGUGUUUGGGGGCCACCGCCCAGGAUCUCCCCAUGUGGGGACAGUCCUUUGUCCAGAGAGAGGGAGUGGAGGGGGCGGCCAGGGGUCCCGGGCAGUGGGAACAGCACAGGAGGGGGUCCAAGCUCACGGUGACGGGGGAGGGGGUGCAAAAACUCCCCACUUUGGGGCAAAAGGAAGCAGGGCUGUCCCCUGGUGUCCCCGGCGUCUCGAGGGCCACCCCGGCGCGGGGGGCGGCGGGAGGGGACGCGGACAAGGCACAGUCUGGUGUCCCCGCGGGGGCGGCCGGGCCGGGGGGCCUGCCCUCGCCCCCCACCACCUGA
This is a messenger RNA of Ficedula albicollis (Collared flycatcher), 1477 nucleotides long. It is a transcript of the gene APLNR, whose product is annotated as apelin receptor. The transcript has 4 exons. Gene Ontology annotation, molecular function: G protein-coupled receptor activity. NCBI's taxonomy places the organism in Eukaryota, Metazoa, Chordata, Aves, Passeriformes, Muscicapidae. Gene Ontology annotation, biological process: immune response; G protein-coupled receptor signaling pathway. The coding region runs from base 86 to 1477 and encodes 463 amino acids. Gene Ontology annotation, cellular component: membrane. The record is from RefSeq and is a predicted model, not a curated record.